GAGAGCAGAAAGUAAGAAGGACGGAGAGGGAGCAGAGAGGUAGAGAGAGAGUGACAGAGAAAUAAAGAGAGAGAGAGAAACAUAUCGAGGGCAGCGUACUGUGAGCCAGCAGCGGUGCAGAGGACAAGGGAUGGCCGACAUGACCAGCGAAGAGCCGGACAACUCCGCCGGGAAAGACGAGCUGGACUGGGGCUACGAGGAAGGUGUAGAGUGGGGACUACAUUUCCCAGCAGCCAACGGGGAGUACCAGUCCCCCAUCAACCUCAACUCCAGGGAGGCGCGCUACGACCCCUCCCUCCUGGACGUGCCGCUCACCUCCAACUACGUGGUCUGUCGCGACUGUGAGGUCAUAAACGAUGGACACACCACCCGCAUCCUACUCAAGUCAAAGUCAGUGGUUACGGGGGGCCCUCUGCCCAGCGACCAUGAGUACGAGCUCCACGAGGUCCGCUUCCACUGGGGCAAGGAGAACCAGAGAGGCUCCGAGCACACCGUCAACUUCAAGGCCUUCCCCAUGGAGCUCCACCUCCUCCACUGGAACAGCACGUUGUAUAGCUGUGUGGAGGACGCCCUGGGCAAGAACAACGGAGUCCUCAUCAUCGCUCUGUUUGUACAGGUAAGCCGCCAGCUAGCCCCUAGCGCUAACACUUCUUAUAGCCAAUAGCAGGGCCCCUAGCGCUAACACCUCUUAUAGCCAAUAGCAGGGCCCCUAGCGCUAACACCUCUUAUAGCCAAUAGCAGGGCCCCUAGCGCUAACACCUCUUAUAGCGAAUAGCAGGGCUCCUAGCGCUAACACCAUUUAUAGCCAAUAGCAGGGCCCCUAGU
Messenger RNA from Gadus chalcogrammus (walleye pollock), 825 nucleotides. RefSeq names its product carbonic anhydrase VIII (gene ca8). Gene Ontology annotation, molecular function: zinc ion binding; carbonate dehydratase activity. The record is from RefSeq and is a predicted model, not a curated record. The transcript is spliced from 4 exons. Lineage: Eukaryota; Metazoa; Chordata; Actinopteri; Gadiformes; Gadidae. The coding region runs from base 131 to 664 and encodes 177 amino acids.